Salvelinus namaycush (lake trout) is the source of this 7164-nucleotide messenger RNA. RefSeq lists its product as uncharacterized. The transcript is spliced from 28 exons. Gene Ontology annotation, biological process: regulation of apoptotic process; innate immune response; inflammatory response. Gene Ontology annotation, molecular function: protein binding. NCBI's taxonomy places the organism in Eukaryota, Metazoa, Chordata, Actinopteri, Salmoniformes, Salmonidae. The record is from RefSeq and is a predicted model, not a curated record. The coding region runs from base 595 to 6780 and encodes 2061 amino acids.
UGUCCAAUAAAAAACGAUUUUCCAUUGCAAAACUUUUUCAGUUUCAAUACGUUUUGCUACGGUAUGUACCCAUGUGUUCGAAGUCGCGUUUAAAACAACUGCGAACUCAUGACGUCGGUGAUCUACAGGUCGGACAGUCGGAGCUCUCGAGGGAGACCCGAGUUGGAAUUCCGAAUUGGAUGACCGUUCAAAUCGAUUUCUCCAAGUUGUUUUGAACGCGGAACGAGACGCGAGAACCUGGUAUGUAAAAUUAGUUGAGCAUCCCAUAUGUAAUGUAGACCUCCGGACGAUCCGUUUCGGCUUCGAUUGAGCGAGAUAUAAAAGGGAGGGUGAGAGUAACCAGAGAGGAGUAUCGAUCCAAAGCUACAGAUGACACUGACUCUAUGGGAAACAGAUCAUCCCUCCUUUCACACGUUGACAAUUAUUUAACUCAGUGGCUACAGAAUAGGUCUAUUCGGCCGGACUGCUUGUCUUCAAAUUCUGUAGUGACCUGGCGUAAGUAAACAGGCGUGUUGCAACUAAUGCUCUCCGAUGUCUGCAGGAUCAAUCAGCCAGUCAAUUGUUGAAUCUGACUGACUUCACAUUUGACUUGAAAUGUCCUCACCAAGCAAACGUCGCCACAGCCGUAUAACGGUCAAAGACAGAGUGAAAGAGUUUCCUGAUACAUUUGAGAAAAAAGGCCAGUUGUUUUGCAGAGUAUGUGACAACAAAAAGCCUCUUGAUUACCGUAGGAAGUCAAGUUUGACCAGACACUUUGCCUCAGCUCGUCAUAAGCUGAAAGCCUGUCAAAAGUGUGAAGAAAAUGAGAAUGAAUGUGAAAGUGAACCCAAAAGGAAAUGGACCUCUUCAAGUAUGUGUGAAACCCAUCCCAUACUGGACCCAUCCACAGGUAAAGAUGUUGAGCCUAUGGAAACAGAACAGGAACCCAGUAACCCCUUCACAAGUGGUGAUCAUGUUCAGGAGGCACUAGGAGAACACAGAGCAGCUCCUCUCCCAUACCCUCCCUCUCUCCAGCCCUCCUUUUCACUCCCCGCUACCCAGCCCUCAUCUCUUCAGCCCUACACUCUGCCAGCCCCCUCUCGACCGUCCCACUCCCUUGAUGUGAGUGAAAAGAAGAGAGGAGAGGAAAGAGAUGCUGAGUUUGUGGACAAGUACAGGGCUCAGCUUAUUCAGAGGGUUACCAUGGUGAUGUACAUAGUAGAUGACCUGCUCCAGAGGGGUAUGAUCCAUUGUGAGGCGUACUGUAACAUCCGUGCUGCCCGGACCAACCAGGAACAGAUGAGGGAGCUGUACAAGGCCGUAGACUCAGGGGGAGUAAAAGUCAAAUCAGCCUUCUACAGGAUCCUCCAAGAGCAGUAUACUUAUUUGGUCCAGGAUAUAGGUGUGGACUUUGAUGGCCAGACUAGGCGCAAAGUGGAUGACAUCACACAAAGAGUUAAAGAGGAACAUAAAGCCAGUCUGAUGAAGAAGUUUGGAUUCGUGUUUGAAGGCACUGCAGUGGAUAGAACUCCUCUCAACAGCAUCUACACACAGCUCUACAUCACACAAGGACAGAGUAAAGGGGUUAAUAACGAACAUGAGAUUCGACAGAUUGAAUAUACAUCCAGGACAAAAACAGUAUUGGACACUCCAAUCAACUGCAACGACAUCUUCAAACCCUUACCUGGACAGAAGAAAGAAAAGAAGAGACCUAUCAGAACUGUAAUGACGAAGGGCAUCACUGGCAUCGGAAAAACAGUUUCAGUCCAGAAGUUCAUCCUCGACUGGGCAGAAGGAAAAGCCAAUCAGGAUGUUGAUUUCAUCUUUGUGCUCCCUUUCAGAGAGCUGAAUCUGAUUAAAGACAAUCAGUACAGUCUUCAUAGACUUUUGAAUUACUUCCAUCCUGAACUUAGAGAGAUAGAAGAUGCACAGAAAUACGAUGACUGUGAAGUCAUGUUCAUCUUUGAUGGUCUGGAUGAAAGCAGACUACCAUUAGGUUUUCAUCAGAACAAGAAGUUGACUGAUCUAACUGAGACAUCAUCAGUUGACAGGUUGAUGACAAACCUCAUUGAGGGGAAUCUACUGCCCGAUGCUCUCCUCUGGAUAACCUCCCGACCAGCAGCAGCCAAUCAGGUCCCCCAUGAGUACAUCAACAAGGUGACAGAAGUACGAGGGUUCAAUGACAAACAGAAAGAAGAGUACUUUGAGAAGAAUGUUGAGGAUCAGAACUGGGCCAGCAGAAUCAUCUCACACAUUAAUACAUCAAGGAGCCUCCACAUCAUGUGCCACAUUCCAGUCUUCUGUUGGAUUACUGCCAGGGUUCUUGAGCAAAUGUUGAGUGAUGAUGAGAGUGGAGAGAUCACAACUCUGACUGAGAUGUACAAUCACUUCCUGCUCAUUCAGACGAACCUGAAAAGCAAGAAGUAUGAUGAGAAAAAUGAGACGGAUCUGCACAUAAUCAUAGAACAAAACAAAGAAACCAUUCUCAAACUGGCACAACUGGCAUUUAAACAGCUGGUGAAGGGCAAUCUGAUAUUCUAUAAGAAAGACCUGGAGGAGUGUGGCAUUGAUUUCAGUGACGCCUCAGUGUACUCUGGGUUUUGCACAGAAAUCCUGAAAGAAGAGUAUGGGUUGUAUCGGAAGGAGGUGUACUGCUUUGUUCACCUGAGUUUUCAGGAGUUCCUUGCUGCUCUGUACGUGUUCCACUGCUGUGUGAGCAAGAACAUCAAGGCCCUGGAGUCUUUCAUUGGGGAUGUGUCUUCAGAGCUGUCCUUGCAUGAACUGCUGAAGAUGAUGGUGGAUAAAGCCUUGAAGAGUGAGAAUGGACACCUGGAUCUGUUCCUCCGCUUCCUUGUUGGCAUCUCAACAGAAUCCAACCAGAGACUGUUAAAAGACCUACUGCCACAAACAGAGAUCAGCUCAGAGACUGUUGACGAAAUUAAGAAAUACCUCAGGGAGCCAAAUGUAGAGCAAGUUUCACCUGAUAGGUACAUCAAUCUACUCAUCUGCUUGACUGAGAUGAAAGAUGAUUCAGUACAUGAGGACAUUGACCAGUUCCUGAAGUCAGGAACGCAAACCGGAAAAGAACUGUCACCUGGUGACUGCUCAGCAUUGGUCAAUGCUCUGCUGAUAUCAAAGGGCGUGCUGGAUGAGUUAGACCUGCGGAGAUGCAACACAUCUGAGGAGGGGCGUUUGAGACUGAUCCCAGCUGUGGAGAAAUAUAGAAAGGCAAUUUUCUACAGACUGUCUGGCUGGGUACUCCAACAUGAGCUCUUUGAAUCACUGGCCUCCAUUCUCCAAUCGGUAGACUCACAUCUGAGAGAGCUGGACCUGAGGAACAGUCGGAUGUUUCAUGGCAGAGUGAAGGUUCUCUUUGCUGCACUGAAACAUACACACUGUAAAUUGGAUACACUGAGACUGGGUAACUUUACACUCUAUGAGGAGGACUGGGGAUCACUGGCCUCCGUUCUCCAAUCAGCAGACUCAACUCUGAGAGAGCUGGACCUGAGGAACAGUGUGCUGUUUUAUGAUGUUGAUGAUGACAGGCUGAGGGUACUUUUUGCUGCACUGAAACAUCCGCUGGAGAUACUGAGGCUCAAUAGAUGUUCCCUGACAGAGAAAGGGUGUGAAGCGUUGGCCUCAGCUCUCAGCUCAAACUCCUCUCACCUGAGAGAGCUGGAUCUGAGUCACAAUGUCCUGCAGGAUUCAGGAGUGAAGCUGCUCUCUGCUGGACUGGGGAAUCCACACUGUCAACUACAGAAACUGAAGCUGUCAUUCUGUAGAGUCACAGAGGAAGGCUGUGCUUCUCUGGCCUCAGCUCUGAGGUCAAACCCCUCCCACCUGAGAGAACUGGACCUGAGCUUCAAUCACCCAGGAGACUCUGGAGUGAAGCUGCUCUCUGCUAGACUGGAGGAUCCACACUGUAGACUGGAGAAACUCAAUGUGGACCAUAGUGAAGAGAUCUGGGUUAAACCACAGCUGAUGAAGAAAUAUGCCUGUGAUCUCACACUGGACCAAAACACAGCACACGGACUCCUUUCUCUGUCUGAGGGGAACAGAAAGGUGGAGAGGGUUAAAGAGAAGCAGCCAGGUCCUGAUCACCCAGAGAGAUUUGAUCACUAUACCCAGGUGCUGUGUAGAGAGGGUCUGACUGGACACUGCUACUGGGAGGUAGAGUGGAGUGGGAUGGAGGCUACCAUAGGAAUGGCAUAUAAAGGCAUCAGCAGGAAAGGAAGACGUCGUGUCUGUAAGCUUGGAUACAAUGACGAGUCCUGGUGUCUGACCUGCAAUCGGGAUGGUUACUCUGCCUUGCACAAAAAUGAAGAGACUGGUAUACCUGGCCAGCACCUCAACAACUCUCCCCAGAGAGACCAGUCCUCCUCCCGUCCACUCCCCAGAGUAGGAGUGUUUCUGGACUGGCCAGCUGGCACUCUGUCCUUCUACGAGGUCUUCUCUGACACAAUGACCCACCUGCACACUUUCCAGGCCACAUUCACUGAGCCCCUCUACCCAGGGUUUGCAGUUCAGCAUCCUCACACCUCCAUGUCCCUUGUGUUUGCCAGCAGUCCUGUACCACCAGAGGAACCUACAAUGGAGAUUAUUCCAGAUCUGAAGCUGUCCACCUCUGCAGCUGAUCCCAGAACUGUAGGGGCUCUCAUGCCACCCACAUCUGUAAGGACUGAGGAGGAUCUUGUCCUGCUGGUUGGCAGUUCUUCUAGUACAUUGGACAGAGAAGCAUCAGGCAGCAAAGACACUGGAAUCACAAAGGAAAAAGAUGCACUGGUCACGAGACCCACAAUGAAGACAGUACCAGAUCUGCUGCUGGCCACUCUGGAGAAGCUCGGAGACAUGCUGAGGGACUUUCAGUCUAACCUAGCUAGCGGCCAGCUGCCUGGCUAUCCUCCCAUCCCAGAGAGCCUGCUGAGGAACGCUGACGGACAGGACACAGUGAAUCAGAUGGUUGAGAGAUACGGCGCUGAGAGAGCUGUGGGGAUCACGCUGAGGAUCCUGAGGAAGAUGGAACUGAAAAAUCUUACAAAGGAGUUAAGAAGAAAACACAGAAGAGUUUUUCUUCCACACAAAUUCCAGGCCCCAACAUGGAAGGCCCAAAAAGAAAACUUUGGACCAACUAGUGAGGAGAAUUGUAGCAGCUCCUUUCCCAGCAGAAGUGAGGAUGAACACACCAAGAGGCGUAAAAGAACAGCGCUGUCUGAAAUUUCCAGUGAAGAGAGCGAAAACAAACAAGUCCGGCCGGGAUCUGGUCGUUUUUCUAGUACUUUGGACAGGCGGGCAUCAAGCAGUAAAGAUUAUUCUCUCCUCCUGGACCCCAAUGAUCCCAUUGUUGGACAGGCCUUCACCUUGCCAAGGCACCUAAGACCACCCAGACCCUUGAUAGGCUCUCUAACUUUUCCAUCAUCUAGCCAAGGUUCAUUUGGAGUGAAGAGUGAGAAACGUGUCAGACUGUCUGACAGCUUACCUGAGGCCAUGGAGGAGUUAAGCAUCACAGAAUGUAGAGUAGUGGACCAGAGCCUGUGUACUACUGACCCUCCCAUGAGAUCUCCUGAUACCUUUGAACCAGAUGUCUAUGAUGAUGAGGCCAAGGGAGCAUAUCGGUUCCUGUGCCCCAGUGCAGGUCUGUUCCAGUGCAGUGUAAAAGGCCUGGUAUUUAGGAUGGAGGGAGAGGGAGAGGUGCUCUAUAGGACAGUCCCCUGGGACAGGAGGCUUCUAUCCCAGAAUGGCAAGAGGCCUGCAGGACCCCUGUUCAAGUUUACAUGCCUUAAGGGGUCUGUCAGUCAACUACACCUCCCACACUGUGAGAUUCAUUCUGAGGGUGGAUGUGACUUCCUGUCUGUAGCCCAUGUGACUGAUGAUGACAGUGUGGAGUUUCUCCAUCACCAUGUGACAACAGAAACUCACAUCAUAUUAAACAUCACUGGAUUCAGCAAAUAUGGCAUCACCAAGGAUAAGGAAGCCCCUGUCUUUCCUAUCCGUGCUCUGGUGCUACUAUUUUACCAACUCCCAGAUGAUAACAAUAGUUCCACCCUAAAUGUGUUGUUGCUACCCAGAAAUGUUGACAUUGAUGAGGUGAUACCGUCAAGGUCCGAGGGCGACAUUUGGGCUUCCAUGUUUCAGGCACUGCUACUAAAUCAUGACGGUUUGUUCCAAAACAUUUCCAAUCCUCUCAAGGUGUGUAAGACCAGGAGGACAAGGAAUGGAGACCGAGAAAUCUACAUUGAAAAAAAUUCUAAUUGUAGACUAAUCCCGGACCAAGAAUACACCCUCUCCACUGAUCUAACAGAUGAACAUCACAUAGAUCCAGAGGAAGCAGAGUUUGUGGAUUAUGAUUCCUAUACAAACUACAUGCCAACAUUUCAGUUGUAUUUACAAACUGUUAUUAAAAAAGUGCAUUUUCUUCUGAAAGAACAUGGCGGUCCUGAAAAUGAACGUGUAUGGGACCGCCUUGUUUCACUACCAGUCUCCCCAACAGAAGUUCCCUCUUCAGUUACACCACCAGGUGGCGCUAAAGCAGGGACAACUAAGGUUCAUAUUCUGCUGCUGAACACUCUGGAAGAGCUGGGCCGAAGCGACCUGAAGACAUUUCAGUUUCACCUGACUCAUUAUGUGGAUGACCCCAUCUCAAGGAGCCAGCUGGAGGAUGCUGACAGGCUGGUCACAGUGGAUAGGAUGGUACAGAGCUACUGUGAUGAGGGAGCUGUGAAGAUCACACUGGAGAUCCUGAGGAAGAUGGGCCAGAACAAACUGGCUGAGGAUUUAAAGGAGAAGUUCACAAACAAUGUCUGAAUUGUAUACAGUAUGUCUACAACUGUAUACAGUACUGUUUGUCUACAACUGUAUACAGUACUGUUUGUCUACAACUGUAUAUGCAUUCACACAUCAAGUCUUCUCUUGAGUUGGGCUCAGGGAUGGAACAACUGUUGAACGUCUGUGGUUGUGGUUGUUUCUGGGGGAAGGGUGGAUAGAGUGUAUGACUGGGUGUGAGUAUCCUACAUAUGUUGCUAAAAGGCAAUGGUGUUAGGGACAAUAUAGGAUGAAUCACAAUAAUGAUUUGCCAAAAUAAAAAUUGCUUGCCAAAAAUGUGAGAAUAGAAAGUUUCAGAACUUUUGUGAAACAGCACAGUUGAAAAAUAUAUGGCAAAUAGAAAUCAAAACUGGAUGGUGUUUAGAG